Molecule: messenger RNA, 769 nt
Organism: Hyposmocoma kahamanoa
Lineage: Eukaryota; Metazoa; Arthropoda; Insecta; Lepidoptera; Cosmopterigidae
Gene: SPR
Product: sex peptide receptor
Exons: 4
Coding region: 98-769 (223 amino acids)
Molecular function (GO): G protein-coupled peptide receptor activity
Source: RefSeq, a predicted model, not a curated record
CAGAUGUUAUGAUUUAAAGACAAAACCAAGUCACAGCUAUUCUGAUAACAAAACAAGAAGAUGUCAACAUCGAUCAUAAGAUAGCCAAAAAUUAAAAAUGGACGAAGGCAGUGAGAAAAUUUUGAACGAUUAUGUCAGCAUACCGUUAAAUGAUUCUAAACCAGAAAUUUAUGACAGUCGGAAUGAGAGUUUUUACAAUAAUCUAACAUAUUAUGAACAGAAUUUCUCGUAUUCCAACUUCAGCUCUAUAGAUUUUUGUCCAAAUUUUUCUCAUGUCUUUAUCAACGUCACAUGCGAGUUUCCUAUCAGUUAUGCCGAACCUAUGUACGGAUACAUCGCUCCGUUUCUUCUGGCAACAACGAUAGUCGCAAACACCCUGAUCGUGGUUGUUCUGUCCCGUCGACACAUGCGUACACCAACAAAUGUAGUUCUAAUGGCAAUGGCACUAUGCGAUAUGUUCACCAUGCUCUUCCCGGCGCCCUGGCUUUUCUACAUGUAUACCUUCGGCAACCAUUACAAGCCUCUUGGUCCCGCUAGGGCCUGCCAGGCGUACAACUACAUGAAUGACGUAAGUACUGCGAGGCUGUUACCGCUGCCACGUAUUCUGUUCAACAGAGAUGCUGAUCUUUUGCGCAAGACUGCCAUGAAGCUAUCCACACGGGCUUCAGCAAACAUGGCAGAAGCACUGCAAAACCGCGGCAGCCGCAUCAGCGUCCUGAAGGCGUUAUUGUAUUGCGUGCGCAUGGCCCUGAGCGAGACUUGGGUAUAG